Molecule: messenger RNA, 1581 nt
Organism: Cladocopium goreaui
Lineage: Eukaryota; Dinophyceae; Suessiales; Symbiodiniaceae
Source: the annotation of a GenBank genome assembly
AUGUCAAAGGUAAAGACUAUCAAAGCCACAGGUGCGGAUGGGCAAGUGAACACCCUGGAUGUGAUCCUACGGAAAGCCAAAAGUGGCAGCAUGGUAUUCUUUCCAGGUGAUAUUUCCACGGGCAGAGAGGAGAUGAAAGCCGAUGAAGAAGCGAAGGAAUGGCUGGAGUGGAGCACUGAAGGUAUUGGACAGCUCCUCGCGCGCAGAUUCCAAUGCUUGAACAUCAUUCUGGUGCGGCCAGCAAGAAUGCGACAAGGCCACAGCUGUUUUGAUCACUUCUUGACCACAAAUCUGAAUGGUGACCCUCGAGAUGGCGAGUAUGAUUCUGAAGGCUCAGCAUCUUUACAUCUAUUGAUGUUGCUUGAGGACUUGACUGUCCAGAUGGGAAUACCGAAGAGUGAUUUCCUCUCAUCGCUUCAUCUGGUUGGCUUCAGCAAAGGAGCCGUUGUCCUGAACCAACUGCUGGCUGAAUUUGGAGCGGACUCCGCGCUGGAAGAAAGCCCUCCGUUUCGAUUGCUGUCCAUCACCCGGACCAUCGAAUGGUUGGAUCCUGGGAUCAGCGAUGGAAACUGCGUGUUUCUGACAGAUGAAGAUUUGCUCCGAAUGGCAGCGAGUCGAUUUCGAACAUGUCAUCCAAUAACUGGUUUGUAUGUGGUGUUGUCUCCUUUUCAACUGGCUUUAGACAGCUACGAAUUUGACUAUCCCGAGGACGAGGAAGCUUGCACAUCGGAGGAAUUGGGCUUGGACCUUCUGCAGUCCGUCAUGCAAGAGGAAAACAUGCCUCUAGAGGUGGAAUAUUGUUGCUUCAACAGAGAGCCGACCAUGCAUACGCAUUUCCGUGUGCUGAAAGAAUUCAACAUUCAGCAUAUUCUGCGCAGUGUCUCAGAAGGAGAAGGUGGCGGACAGAAUCAGAACAAGAAAGUCUUCAAAGAAUCUCGCAGCAUAAGGCAUACGAUCACGAUGACAUUGUCGCGGACGCUGUGCGACCUCGCAUGCUACCUGGCUGCCUGCUUCCAAAGGUGUGGUGGCAGCAUGUGCACUGACCCUGAGCAGAUGGAUCUGGCCAAGGCCUUCGAAGGUGCUGAAGAUGAUGGUAGUGAUGGCAGCUUGCGGCUACUCCAGGUUGCGCGGAUCGCAUCAUCUACACUGCCAAGAAAUGAGAAGAGCCACCUUCAGGUUGAGUCCAGCAACUCAACAGCGACAGCUAUGACUUUGCCCAUGUCAUGGUUGCAGGAGACCAUGAGGGCAGCAACGAGUGGAACUGUGCCACCGCUUUUGAUAUUAGUAGGGCUCGCUUUGGCUUUGGGUGUGAUGAUUCUCCUUUUGCUCCAACGGCUCGACUCGCAGAAAAUCUCCAAUCGAAGAGGCAUUCUUCGAGCAUUCUGUGAUGGUGAAAGAGUGUACGGGACAUCGAAGAGCACGAGAUCUCUUCCAGAAGACUAUGCUCAGCUUUUCGAGACCCGAACCUUCGCUUCCAAAAAUGGCAAGUGGUCGUAUCCUGGCAUGGGAGCAAGCUUCACUCCCGGGCCAAAAGCUGCCACUGCAGAGCUUUUGGUGUCCAAGUGCGCAGGCACUGCUUGA